GGAGAUGGACAACGUUGGCGGUGCUGCCAGACAACGGAGGUUCGCAUGUCAUCACCAUCAGGCUGCUUCCACAUGAUUUUCCGGCGCCGAACCUCUUUACGCGGUGGAGGUUUUCGACGCGUCGACUUUCAUCAUUCGAUUCUGCGCACUGCAAUAUCGCUAUCUGAACUAAUUGAGCAUUCCGCUUGAGUUGAAAUUACCUUUUCCUUUGUAUUCCUUUUUUCGUCGCUUUUCAUAAUGUCGGACUACGAGGAUGAGAUGGACGUGGACGCUCCCAAGGACGCGGUUCAGUUCAGUUCGGACAAUGCGAAUGGAAAAGCUAAGAGGACUGCUGCCGAUUUACCAGUUGGAGCUCAAGAUAAUCUUCCUUGGGUGGAAAAAUAUCGCCCAAAUACCCUCGACGAUGUCUCCGGACACCAGGAUAUCCUAGCUACGAUUAACAAAUUCGUUGACAUGAACCGAUUGCCUCAUCUCCUUCUCUACGGCCCCCCUGGAACUGGUAAAACAUCUACAAUUCUUGCGCUCGCAAGGCGGAUAUACGGCAGCAAGAAUAUGCGACAAAUGGUGCUUGAGCUCAAUGCAAGUGACGACAGAGGUAUUGAUGUCGUUCGGGAACAGAUCAAGACUUUUGCCAGCACAAAGCAAAUUUUCUCAAUGGCACCCUCGACAACACCUAGCGGCUCCGCACUCGGGGCGUUUAAGUUGAUCGUCCUCGAUGAAGCAGACGCCAUGACAUCUACUGCACAGAUGGCCCUGCGUCGAAUCAUGGAGCGAUACACCGCCAACACAAGAUUCUGCAUCAUUGCCAACUAUACUCACAAACUGUCGCCCGCUCUUCUUUCCCGGUGUACCCGGUUUAGAUUCAGUCCUUUGAAGGAAGCCGACAUUAGGGUCUUGGUUGACCAUGUGGUUGAGAAGGAGCAAGUGAAUAUACAACCAGAGGCGGUCGAUAGCUUGGUGACACUGAGCAAGGGUGAUAUGCGUCGUGCCCUGAACGUACUACAGGCCUGUCAUGCAAGCAGUAAACCCCUUCCUAUGAAGAAUGCUCCUAAGGACCAGCCAUCUCCAGAGCCGGAAAUGAUUACCAACGAGACGAUUUACGACUGCAUUGCUGCCCCUCACCCAUCAGAUAUCCAGGAAAUCAUGGCUACUCUUCUCUCCACCAGCGACGUCACAUCAUGUCUUAAUACCGUCAAUACGCUUAAGAUGAACAAAGGUCUUGCCCUAGCCGAUAUUCUGUCAGCUCUUGGGGAUCAGCUGCAGCAGCUCGAGGUCCCUGCCCAGACGAGAGUUACCUGGCUGGAGGGUCUUGCUGAGAUUGAGUGGAGAUUAUCUGGGGGAGGAUCGGAGGUGAUGCAGACAGGAGGAUUAGUCGGUGUUGUACGAAAUGGGUGCGAGCUGAUGGGGGAUAAGCGAUAAACUUCUAUUUUGCAUUUAUGUUAGCGAUACCUUAUUAGUCCUCGAUCUUUGUCAUUUACUUGAAAAGCAUCGAUACGUACUUAUGUCUCUAUUACCUUUGUUCAUUCUAAGUGGAGGCCAGUGUUGUAACGCUGCGGUAAUAUAAUACGAGCGAUUGUUGCUUG
Aspergillus wentii DTO 134E9 is the source of this 1583-nucleotide messenger RNA. RefSeq names its product replication factor C subunit 3. NCBI's taxonomy places the organism in Eukaryota, Fungi, Ascomycota, Eurotiomycetes, Eurotiales, Aspergillaceae. Gene Ontology annotation, molecular function: ATP hydrolysis activity; DNA clamp loader activity; DNA binding. The coding region runs from base 238 to 1419 and encodes 393 amino acids. Gene Ontology annotation, cellular component: Rad17 RFC-like complex; DNA replication factor C complex; Elg1 RFC-like complex. The record is from RefSeq and is a predicted model, not a curated record. Gene Ontology annotation, biological process: DNA-templated DNA replication; DNA repair. The transcript is spliced from 5 exons.